Messenger RNA from Cordyceps militaris CM01, 3747 nucleotides. Its product is annotated as Soluble quinoprotein glucose/sorbosone dehydrogenase. The transcript has 5 exons. NCBI's taxonomy places the organism in Eukaryota, Fungi, Ascomycota, Sordariomycetes, Hypocreales, Cordycipitaceae. The record is from RefSeq and is a predicted model, not a curated record. Bases 1 to 3747 code for a protein of 1248 amino acids.
AUGCCCCCCGAAGAGGCUCCAGCCGGCAGCGAAAGCCGUACUUCUUCGCAUUAUCUCUCUCUGAGAUCCCGCCGCUCCAAUCGAUACCUGGCUGAUGCAACCAAACAAUCAGCCCACCACGACGAGCCUCCGCUUCCACUGCAGCAAUAUGCGCCCCAACACCUGCUGCUGCAGCUGCCGCAGCAGACCCUCACGCCCAAAUCCUCGAAGCGAAGUCUUCGAUCUAUCUUUAGCCGCUCAAAACUCACAAAGGACAAGGCCGAGCAGCCAACGACUGCCCAGCCUUUACGCCAGUCGGACUUGAGCAUCGUAGAAACUGCUACGCCCGACAAUCGCACUGCUUCCAAUGUACAUAUUCCUCUUGCCACAGAGCCACAGAACUCGCCUUCCUCUGCCAAAAGGGCCUCGUCCGUGCCGAGAUCCCGGUCUAUUCGUCGCCAAAGCCAUGCGCUACCUCCUGUAAUGCCUACCCGCAAGGCCUCUGUCCAGGACAACACAUCUCGCGACUCGCUUGCAGCUUGGGAAAUGCCACCGCUUUUCAAGGCAUUCCCGCAGACCAUUCGUCAAGCCACCCUACCUACCGUCACUAUGUCUACAGAAAUGGUUUUGCGACUUCACGAAAAGAAUGUAUCGGCCGCAGUGGCAGCUGAGCAGCUAACAAUAGAGGAGCGCACCUCCAGAGAAAAGACCAAGAAGAAGCAUGGCAAGAACCCGUCUUUGUCAAACUUGCACUGGACCUCCAAAAUAUACCUUUUGACUACUUCGGGGCACCUGUUGCAGUAUGCCGGUGCUGGCAACUAUGACCGCCUGCCAGAAAAGGUCCUGAAGCUGAGCCAAACGUCUGCUGCAUUUGUUACAGACUCGAUUCCGGGAAAACAUUGGGUUCUUCAGGUCUCAUCCGAACCUGACGCCGUGAUCCCUGCGAAUGAAUCAAAGUCGAUCCUCUCUAAACUAUCAAUUCUCGGCGGUGACAAGCGCGCAACCGCCAAUAUCUUGAUGGUGUUUGAAAGCCCUGAUGAUUUGGACAGCUGGAUGGCUACCCUGCGCGGUGAAAUCGAGAAACUCGGCGGCAGGCGCAAACUCUCCGAAACUGGCGUACCUGAACCACCGGCAGCCCGAAGACCGGCCCCCAGAACCAUGGUCGUGCGAGACUCGAUGCGCUUCUCUAGGAGUCCCAGCCGCCACCAAGAAAGCAGCGGCGACGACGACUUGACACUCAAAGUGAGCGACUUCCAGCACAGCAGAGACCAGAGCUUGGACGAAAUAUCGACCACCAACAGCAUUGUAUCCCAGGAUGGUCAGCAACUUGAUAACUUGCGAGACAGCAAUGGGAACCGCCUUUCCUUUGCCUCUGCCGAUAGGAGAACUGCAGUUACCUCAGCUGCCUCGACUCCAGAGCGCUCUCCUAUUGUCGACACUUUUCCUCGCGACUCGUCCGAAACCUGUGACUCACGCGAGUAUACCCAUGGCUCAAAGAAGGGUGAUGUUAAGCCUCGACCCAAUGCCUCUGUCAUUGCUAGCCGACGCUCUACCAUGCAAAACGCCGGUCUGUUUAUUGACGUGAGCUCUGAAAAGCGCAAUUCUCAAUCCGAGGAGGACCCUUUCUCAUACAAGUCAAGCGAGGGCCCCGAGUCUCCUACGAGCCUUGUUGCCCCCAACUUCAGCGUACCGCAGUCGUCAAACCGACGAUUCUCUCAUAUGCGCAUGAACUCGACCACUUCGCAGUCACCCCCUUCACCAAACACCGCCACGUUUGCAUCGCGUCUGAUUCGAUCCAAACCACCUCCUGUGCUACGGUCGUCGCGGCCUCUGUCCAUGGUUACUGACCACAAAUCGCCCAGAGCUGAGCUGCCUGCCAGGCCACCCACUGCUGACGGGACUAGCCAUCACAGACUGUCUCCUGUCAAGGAGCAGGUCAGAGAGCAACGGCAGCGUUGCUCGAGGCGACAUAGCCCGCGCAGCUCUGCAGACGCUAAAUCGGAUAUAUCAUCUCCACGCUCUAGCUUGGCCAUGAGCGAUCGAGUUACAUCCCCCUUACCCGGCUAUCGAAUUAGUCCCCGACGAAGCCGACCUCCCGUUGCGAGCUUGCGCAAGAGCAGCCCUGAAUCUGAUAUGCACGCCAUGCGCACCUCUAAGCGCCUUCCUUCCACACCUCAUGAAUUGGCGAAUGCGCCAGUUUUUGCUUGGACAAGGGACAUGUCUCGCCGGCAAUCUACAGCAGGAUCAUUCCCUUGCGAGCCGCUUGCGCUACAGAAAGAGAUGAGACGAGCGAGCAUCAACACAGGCUUUACACCGCUUGGACACCGUCGCCACUCUUCAGAUGAGAUGCGACCGGUGUCGGUUCUGCCGCCUAUGCCGCCGCCACCGUCUGGUCCGCUGCCUGCCCUGCCAGAUUACUCGGCCCUCCCGCUCGCGGCCGGUUCUUUGGCGGAGCUAGACAUGCGGGCUCCCAGCGACUUGCCUCUUUCGGAGGCUGGCGAUGUAACAAUGCUGCUCCAACCCAUUUUUAACCUCGUCCUUGGCGCUCUCACUCUCCGGGCGGCGGACGUGGCCUGCCCCGGACCAGCGCCGAAAUCGAAUCCGCGUACAGCCAACGGGGUCGCCUGGAAGGUGCUCACAAAUAAUAUCAGACGACCGAGGGGUCUUGUGCAAGAUUCUCUCGGCAACAUCCUCGUGGUCGAGGGCAAGGGUGUCCGACGCCUCGAGUUGAACGACGCCGAGGGCAUGGAUCUUUGCAUCAAGAACAGCACCCAGCUUAUAGUUGAAGAGACGCUGAACCACGGCAUCGCUCUCACGGCCGACGGCAAGACCUUGUUCGCCUCAUCUUCGACGGAUGUCUACGCGUACAGGUAUGAUGCCAAGACGGGCGUUGCAGGGCCGGCUCGCAACGUUAUUACGGGCAUGAACCAGACCGGACACGUCUCGCGCACGCUCUACAUACCGCCGGCGAAUCCGGAUCUGCUGCUCGUGUCGCGCGGCUCCAACGACAAUGUGGACGCGGACACUGCGGACAUUGAGUCAGGCCGCAGCCAGCUGCGCGUCUUUAGAAUUGCGGACCUCUGGUCGGUGGAGAAUUCGAUAGACAACUUGCACCGCUUCGGCGCCGAUAUUCAUAACAGCAAUCCUGGCGAGGAGAUGAACUUUCACGGGCGACCCAACGACACAGAGGGGUACCACUAUGGCCGCAAUUUUGGCUACCCAGGCUGCCUGUCCAUGUUUGACACGACGAACGUGGAGAAAUAUGCCGACGGUACCCGUGAGACAGUCAUAGGAGGGCAGUUUAAAGGGGAUUUCCUUCCGCAGUACUCGGACCUGUGGUGUCGACGACACGCCACGCCGCCGCGCAUUACAUUUGGCUCGCACCUAGCGCCGCUGGAUAUCCAAUUUCUCCACGAUGGGAGCGCGGCGCUUAUUUCAUUUCACGGAAGCUGGCAAGUCAAAAUUGGAGCCCCUCUCGACGCUGGGCUUUGGCUGACUCUCAUGACUAGGAACCGCCAACCGCCUAACGGCUAUCGUCUCAGCCGCGUCUCGUUUGCUAAUGGCAACCCAAGGAAGCGAUCGCACGCGGGGGAUGCAGAGGAGAUGCUCAUGUGGAACGCGUAUAACUCGGACUGCCGCAAUCACUGCUUCCGCCCCGUGGGCCUGCUGCUGGACAAGCAGGGUCGGUUGUUCAUGACGAGCGACGCCACGGGCGAGCUGUUCCUCGUGACGGGUACGCAGAACAAGGGCGUCCCGUCGAAUCCGUAG